AUGGUGAUGGAUAAUGUUAAGAUUCUGUUGCAUGCUAGGGAAAUUUAUACAAUUGAGAUAUACUAUUUGUUUGAAGAACAAUUUUUGAAAGGUGGAUCAUGCUAUCAAGAGUGUGUGAUGUUGGAAGAUGGUGUGUAUAAGUAUCAUGUUUGGAGGCCUAAUGUUGAUAUUAUUAGGCAUGAAGUGAUCUUUAACAGUAGACAAAUGGACAUUGGAUGUAGUUGCAAGUUGUUUACUGAAUUGGGGAUUUUGUGUUGUCAUUGUUUACGCAUUCUAAAUGUGCAUUGUGUUUCUGAAGUCCCUGAGAAGUAUAUUUUGAAGAGGUGGACUAAAAAAGUUGUUGAAGUUGAUAAUUUUGAUAUAAUGUCUAGAGUUGAUAGUGGUAAUGGUGCAUCUUCUGUUUGGUUAUUAGAAAUCAUUAGGAAAUUUCAUAGGCUUGCUGUUUACAGUCAGGAAAAUAUCGAAGGACAGAAGAUUUGUGAAGAAGCAAUUGUAGAUGCAAAGAGAAGACUUGAAGCUGAAUGUGGUGGUAGUUUAUUUGAAGAAUGUGACAUAGGAUCGCCAAGUGGUGUUAUAAAGGAUCCAUCUACUAGGCGAACGAAAGGGUUGCGGAAUAGGAGGGUGAGCAGUGUUAUUUCAAAGAAAUAUAACAAAGCAAGGGGACGGAAGCAUCUUGCAAAUAUGGUUGCUUCCAAAAUAAAAUCUGCUGUUCAGUCUCAAGUUGAGGAUAAUAUUUUAAAUAUUGCGGGUGAUGGAUAUCUUGUCCACCCAAGUUCCGGAGGUUCUAGUUUUUGUCACGUUAACACAAUGUCAAGCAUGGAGGAUAAUUAA
Molecule: messenger RNA, 831 nt
Organism: Ipomoea nil (Japanese morning glory)
Lineage: Eukaryota; Viridiplantae; Streptophyta; Magnoliopsida; Solanales; Convolvulaceae
Product: protein FAR1-RELATED SEQUENCE 12-like
Exons: 1
Coding region: 1-831 (276 amino acids)
Biological process (GO): regulation of DNA-templated transcription
Molecular function (GO): zinc ion binding
Source: RefSeq, a predicted model, not a curated record